Clunio marinus is the source of this 471-nucleotide messenger RNA. The record is from the annotation of a GenBank genome assembly. Lineage: Eukaryota; Metazoa; Arthropoda; Insecta; Diptera; Chironomidae.
GAUAUAUGUGGCAAUAAAUUCAAAGGACGUGGUGAAAUGACAGUUCACAUAAAAAAACGUCAUCUUUAUAAGAUUCGAUACCCUUGCGAUAUUUGUCCCGGUAAAUCCUGGAGAACUCUUUUUCAAUUACAACGUCAUGUUAAGGUUUUCCAUCACAAUAUAAGAGAAUUCAAAUGUGAAUGGUGUGGAAAAGAAUUCGGAGAAAAGAAUAAAUUAGUAUGUCAUGUAAGAAUCCACACAGGAGAACAACCAUUCAAAUGUAGCUUUGAAGGAUGCUCGAGAGCUUUCACACAUCAGACAGAUCUUCGUAGACAUGUUUGGGGACAUACUGGCGAACGCCCAUAUAAAUGUCAAAAUCAGUCUUGCUUGAAAGGAUUUAUGAAAAAGAGUGAGUUGUCAGCACACGAAAAUCGUUGUCAUCUGAAUGUACGCCCAAAUGUUCCGUUACCAUUCCAGUAUCAAAUGAUGUAA